Molecule: messenger RNA, 4242 nt
Organism: Rhagoletis zephyria (snowberry fruit fly)
Lineage: Eukaryota; Metazoa; Arthropoda; Insecta; Diptera; Tephritidae
Product: embryonic polarity protein dorsal-like
Biological process (GO): inflammatory response; innate immune response; non-canonical NF-kappaB signal transduction
Cellular component (GO): nucleus; cytoplasm
Molecular function (GO): RNA polymerase II cis-regulatory region sequence-specific DNA binding; DNA-binding transcription factor activity, RNA polymerase II-specific
Source: RefSeq, a predicted model, not a curated record
CUCAGUUGGAGACGCGAUUUGACGAUCGACGGACGGGCGCGAUUCAAAGUUUCGAAAGUGAAAAUUUUAAGCGUAAAGUUUUAAAAUGAAUUGAAUUGAAUACAGCAUAUGUGUAUGCUAUAAAAUUUUUAUUCUACAUAUGUAUGUACAUACAAGUGUGUGUGCUAUUUGUGUGUGGGCAUUGUUUUCACCCGUUACUGGAAAAAAAUCAGAAAACCGCGAACGUAAAACAAUAAAAAUGUUUAUCAGGGAUUAUUUUAUAUCUCUAAAGUCACGCUCUGAGCAUAUUUUUGAAAAAUGUAUACGUAUUGAAAAUGCGCAAAAAACCAAAAUAUGCACAGUAAUGUACUGACGCUUUAAUCUCUAACUCUAUCUUAAUAAAGGAAUCGGUCUCUUGUACAAUUUUCAUGGAAAGGAGUAUGCCUGAUAACAGCCGAGUAAUGGAUACCAGUGAACAUGAAUUGAGUGACAUUAUCGAGAUCAUAACGCCAGAAUUAGACGGCACCACGGCCACAGCGAAACCUUACCUGCAUGUUGUGGAGCAACCUACCCGGAAGCCUAUGCGAUUUCGCUAUAAAUGUGAAGGCCGUACUGCUGGAACCAUACCUGGUGAGAAUUCCUUUCAAGAGACGAAAACUUUUCCCACUGUUGAGAUCGUUGGUUAUUGCGGGGAAGCUUUAAUUCUCGUGUCGUGCGUCACAAAGGAUAAGCCUUAUAGACAACACCCUCAUCAGCUGGUAGGUAAGAAUUGCAAGAGUGGCGUAUGCACACGAAACGUUGGCCCCGGUCUGCCAUUGCGGGCGGAGUUCAGCAACGUCGGCAUACAAUGCGUGCGGAAAAAAGAAAUUGCUGAAUCCUUGGAGGAACGAAAAAAGAAAAAGGUCGAUCCGUUUAAGACUGGAUUUGAUCACAUUAGCGACCCGAAUUCAAUUGAACUGAAUUCUUUGCGGUUGUGCUUUCAAGGCUUUUUAAAAGGUGCCAAUGGCUGGGAGCCACUAAGCCCGGUGGUAUCGGAACCACUGUACGACCGAAAAGCAAAAAGUGAAUUGGUUAUAAGCCGCCUUUGCAGCUGUUCUGCGACAAUCGAGGGUGGACAAGAAAUAAUUUUGCUCUGCUCGAAAGUCAACAAGGAUGACAUCAAAGUUCGUUUUAAGGCAAUCGAUAACAAUCAAGAAGUGUGGCAUGCUUACGCCGAUUUCGAACCAUCCAAUGUACAUAAACAGGCAGCUAUCGCUUUUCGCACACCGCGCUAUCCUCAGGCGGAUUUGCCAAAAACUGCCAAGCCAUAUAUUGAGUUGGAAUGCCCAAGCUUGGAUAAGAGAAGCGAAGCUUUGGAGUUCGUUUUUCAUGACCCAGGUAUGCUUUCUUUUGCGAGUAUGCGCCGGAAACUUAAGCGAAGGCCUGAUGUCGAUAUAUUUCAACAUAUUUUGUCCAUGGAUAGCGAGACAACGGCUACGAAAUACUCUUGCCCACCCACCGGUGUUGAUUUUGACUUCGAUGACAAUUACACCAUAUCGACAGAACGUACAGAGAGCACCGUCAGCAAGCAGCAUAGUUUAGAUACGCUCAAUGAAACCGAAAGUAUAGCCCGGCGCAAUAGAGAAAGUGUGACCGAUGACUGUGACAUGGACUUCGAAUGCACCAAUGGCAUUGAAGUAGAGUUGGAAGUGCCUGAAAUUAAGUACUCAGCUGCGGAUGCCGACACACAGACAUCCACACCCAUGAAUGAUGUGCUAAGGCAUCCAUCCUUGGUUGGAUCGCGUCCGUUGUCCGCAGUCGAUAAGAUCACUGAGUGGAUGCACUCUAGUGAGUUCGAACGUACGGACAGCCUGACUGUUGAAAACGGUGAUACAACUUCGUUGAGUCCAAUAACAGUGUACACCAAUGUCACCAGUUUAUCGACGAACCAUACGACCAUAUCGACCGCCACCGACGAAGACAAGACCUUCACAGACCACAUGGAACAAGAGCCUAAGCUCGAUGACAUGAGCAAUGAUCUGCAAUCUCGACGCGGCACAUUUGACAACCCUAUGCUACAAUGCUUGUCUCUUGGGGGCUCACCCAUUGGCGACAAUAAAUCUGUGGAAACAAUGGUUGAGAUAAUCACCACUAUUCCUAAAAAUACUAGCACUAGUACAUACGCCUCUGUGGAUGUAGGUGAAAGCUUCGAAGAGACGUCUACAUGUGACAGUUUGCAGAUCGCUUUCAGAAAUCCGCUCUCAAUGCCCAGUGGCGGAAAACAAGCCUCAGAGGUCAUCGUCAAUGACGAAUAUGGUUUGGUGGUGUUGAAAAACCCACCUGCCCCAAAAAUACGUGUAAAUGCCGUUCAAACGCCGCCCUCUCCACCUUCGCCUCCCCUACCGCUACCACCGCGCACUCCUUCACCCGGCCCAGAUCGAAAGCUUCCUCCAUUGCCGCCCAAGCGCAAAACUACUCAGGAACUUAAUUCAAACUCACCGACCUCUUUCAGCUCCGUAGAACACUCACGCGCCAGUAGUAUUUCAUCACGUCCCCCAUCGCAAAUCAUUAUAAUGCGUACACCUGACCAAAGUCCAACUAAACGCCAACCCACACCAAACUCUUCACCCAAGAAACGUCAAGGUUUCUUCUCGCGACUCUUCUCGCGACGCAAAAGUAAAAGUGAAACAAAUACUGGUGACAAAACGUUGGCAAGCAAGUCACCGCCGAAAUGCUCAACACCCGCUGUUAGUCGCGAACCUAGUAUUGGCAAUUUUUCGAUCAGCGAUCCCAAUCGAUCUUCCCUGCGUUCUGUUAAAUCUCUACAACAACCUAACUCCGACUCUUCAGCUCCCUAUAACAAUAUUUCCGUUCAAAACGAAAGCAAUAAAAAUGGCAAGCCAGUAGGUCGUAGUGUAAGCAGCGUCUCUGGUAAGCGUCCUGCCCAUUUGAAUGCCGAUGUAAUACACAUACCACUUAAGGGCGAAAACGCUAAGAGUCUGCCCUCCCACGAAGGCAAAGCCUUCACUUUCGGUCAAUACUUGGACCGCAGAACGCUUAGUGCGCUUCAACUGGCCGAAAUACCCAUUUGCGAUGGAAACAUGGAGCUCGUAGCAAUUGCUGAUCGGCAGAGCUUAAAAAAUUUAUGUGAAGGUCGUUACAAGGAAGAUAGAAAACGUCGGAAGAUUAGCGGACAAAGCCUUAUAAAUCAGAUGAACAAAGAUUUGGGUUUGAACUUAAAUUAUCAAGGCAUUUCAAUGGAUAGCGCCUUCAAUUUUCCUGUUUUUUCUCCACCUUCGGCGCAUCCGACUAUCAAGGAUGAACCAGCCGCUUUAGAAAUGCCUACAAGUACAGCGGCAAUUGGCCAACAGUUUGAUACAUACCGCAACGCGUAUCAAUUAUCGCCGUUAUCGCAGAUGUCGCCAUUAUCACCACAAAAUCGCAAUGCUACGCCAUCACCGAUCUCACCGGCCACCAACGGCGCAAAUACAGAGCAAUUGUGCUCUUUGCUGCAGGGCAGCACUCUUCAGACUGCCACAAAUUGCCAAAUGCAUGAAGUUGUAUUUAAUCAACAAGAAAAUCUAGGAUUUGGCUAUGAGGCUUCCAGUGUCAAUUUCAGUGCCUAUAACAACAAUAGUAGCACAAGCUACACAACUACAAAUAGUUACCUUGGUACUAUAAGGAAUACCACCAGUGGAGGGUGCUUUGAGCGCAUUAAUAAUGUCAGCGCAUGCGCUCCAGCGGCUUACAAUGCGCCGAUCGUCCAAGUGCCACAGGUACAACAUCCGAAUCCGAUUUCUGAGAAGGAACGGAUCGAAAGAAUCAAAAUGGAUCUCAUGCAAACACCAAUGACGUUAAUGCAAACGCCUCCACAGGCAACAACAGUUUCGCCUCCUCCUCUACAGAAUGGUUGGCUUGAAAAUGCCAAUAUUGGGUUCUUUCAAUAAACUCGAGAGAUACUAUGGUGGUAAUUUCUAUAUAAAGAACAUCGACACAUUUUUUUGUUAGUUUUUAAACUUAUCGAACAAAUAUUUAAACAUUUUUUGUACCUAAACUUAUACAAUUUAGAUAGUUAUUUUUCUGUAUAAGCGUAAAUAUUUGUAUUGAUGUUCUUAGAAAAUAAGAUUUUCAAAUUAAUAAGUAAGUAAUGCAUAUUUUUGCCAAUAUGUAUCGUUAAAAUUUAUAUGGCACAUACUCUUAUGUAUAAGCAACAUAUGUACAUACACGUGUAUAAAUAUAUGUAUAUAGAUUUGUUUACAUUGUGAUAAAUAUGUACAAACAUCA